ACGCGACCUCGCACUGAUAACACGCUAAGACUUUAAAAUAGAAAUUAUAUUUUGUACGUAAAUAUCAUCAGCAAAGAAACGGUAUCUGAACGCGCUCUAUGCAGAUUUACGAGAAGGAAAGUGUCGUGAAAUGGUUCCCGCCGGUGCUUUUUGACAAACGAUUUAUAUUUGGUUUAGUGUCAUAUAGAACUUUUUGACAGUAAAAGCUUUGAAAAGUUUGGCAUGCUUAUAUAACACCACUAGAGAUUAUACCUACCUGUGUCCAUUUUGCAAGUCGCUGUUCUUAGCUGGUACGACGAGCCGGGCGCCAUUGGAACCGAACUCCAAGCCAGUAAUUAAGUGCAAGUCCGCGCUCCGCCGACAUACAUCGCUGUCCGCACGCAUAGGAUGGUAGAAACUGACCCUGGGCCCAAGAAACCUCACAAUUGUGAUGUAAAAAGUGACCACCAAUUAAACGGACCAGGUUCGAAAACCGCCGAGCUUGGCGUCGUCACUUCGCUGAAGUCACCAGUCAAGUUCGAUCCAGAAAAGGGGGCCAAUACCGAAAAGGCUGACUUCGAAAAGGCUAUUGAACUAACUCGAUAUGGCCGCUUCCACUACUUGCUGCUGGCCGUUUGCGGCCUCGUCAGCACUUCUGAAGAGAUGGACGUCAUCUCCAUGUCCUUCAUCCUCCCUUCUGCACAGUGCGACUUAGACCUCACAACGGAAACGAAAGGAUGGCUGAACAGCAUAAUUUUCAUCGGCAUGAUGGUUGGCGCGUACGCGUGGGGUUCCGUGGCCGACUCGCUGGGCCGCAAGCGUGUGCUAAUCGCUAUUUCUAUCAUCAAUGCUCUGGCGAUCGUAGCGUCUUCCUUCAGCCAGAACUAUGAACUGUUCAUGCUUUUCAGAUUCAUCAAUGGUGCAGCACUGGGAGGAUCAGGACCUGUCAUCUGGUCCUACUUUGCAGAGUUUCAGCCAAAGAAAAAGCGCGGUGCAAUGUUGAGCUUUAUGGCCGCUUUCUGGACACUGGGAAAUUUGUUUGUUGCAGGCUUGGCGUGGGUUAUUAUCCCUAGUGAGAUCGGAAUUCAAAAAGGAGCCUUCAUCUACAAUUCGUGGCGUAUCUUUUUAUUGGUGAUGUCACUACCAUCGUUCUUGGUAGCAGCGCUCUUAUUCCUGUUACCUGAAUCACCAAAGUUUUUGAUAUCCACCGGACGCCAUGAGGACGCAUUAGAAGUAUUCAGAGGUAUCUAUAUGAUGAACACGGGACGGAGUAAAGAGGAGUACCCAGUGAAGCAACUGCUUGUAGACGAACCGCUGCAUCCAAAACACGAAAAGCAAAUUGAAGCUAAUAAGGAACCAAAAUCGAAGUUGAGAAGAAUGCUUAGUGAUAUCGUUGAACACAGCAAGCAAUUAUUCGUACCGCCUAUUCUGAAGUUUACAACGAUCUCUAUCACGAUUAAUUUUACAUUCCAUAUUGGAUACUACGGACUGAUGAUGUGGUUCCCCGAGAUGUUCAACCGUUUUGAUGAGUGGUCGCGCACGCACGACAAUGCCGAGGCCGAUAUUUGCCAAGUUACGGCAUACGUCACGAAGUUCGGCACACACUCAGCGGAGGCUAACUGCGAUUCCCACAUCAACUCUGAUGUUUUCAGUGAAUCUCUCAUCACUGUGGCCGCUGCGAUACCAUCCAAUAUAUUCGCGGUGCUCGGCAUGGAUAGACUUGGCAGAAAAUUCUUCUUAGUGUUCGCAACAUUCUCAGCGGGUCUGUGCUCAGCUGCAAUGUACUUCGUAUACAACAAAACCAACAACCUCAUAGUCAGCGCUAUAUUCAGUUCAGUCAUAUCUUGCGGCAACGCUUCCCUUGACUGUUUAAUUACUGAAGUCUUCCCUACGAACUUACGUGCUACCGGCGUUGCAGUAUCCAUGGUGGCAGCCCGUCUCGGUGGUAUUAUCGGCAACGUAGUCAUCGCCACAUUGCUGGACACGUACUGUCCCGCCCCGACCUUCAUUGUAGCCGUGCUGCUCGCCAGCGGCGGUCUGAUGUGCCUCUUCCUGCCUAACACCACGCGGCAGGCCUUACAAUAACGACGCGAAUUUGAAAAAUAUAAAAAUCAAAUAUUAGGAAACCAACUAUUUAUCUAGUAUUAAAUUAUCUUGAACAAUUUGGAAACUGAAAACUUAGAGGGUUUUGCAUACUUUGGACUAUAAUGAAAUGUGCUUAUCCAAAACAGAAUUACCUCAUAUUUAAUGAUUGAAGUAUUUGUAUGUAAAUAAAAAUACAGUAAUUUUAAAUUAUUUUGUCAAUACAAAUUUUAUGUACGUUUUCGUAAGUCCUGCUGUGUUGUGAUAAAAACAUGUUAAGUAUCGAUGUAGAUAGCUUGUUCAUAAUAUUUGUACAAUAUUUUUUUUACUAUUUAACACCGUUCUUUAAUUUAUGAACUAAACAGAAUGAUAGCAAUAACUAGCGUUUAAAAUAAUGUUAUAAUUGCGUUGUAACGCUUUACCAAGUUAAUUUUGCCAUUGUUAUACAUUUUAAUGAAAGUAUUAUAGGUUAAGUCAUAAACCGAACAUUUCUGUUGUUACUUGCACAUGAAUUAAAACGAAUUUAUAAAUUAAAAAUUGUUACCGUAGUAUGUAGAUAUAGCUUAGUUAAAAUCAUAGAGAAAAAAUUAGAACUCGUUAGAACACAAAUUUGUAAAUUCGUAUAUUCUGAACACAUUAAACUAAUUUAAAAGAAUCAACUAAUCAUCAAUGAGUAUUUCAUAAUGUCAU
This is a messenger RNA of Zerene cesonia (dogface butterfly), 2751 nucleotides long. Its product is annotated as synaptic vesicle glycoprotein 2C-like. The transcript has 11 exons. Lineage: Eukaryota; Metazoa; Arthropoda; Insecta; Lepidoptera; Pieridae. Gene Ontology annotation, biological process: transmembrane transport. The record is from RefSeq and is a predicted model, not a curated record. Gene Ontology annotation, molecular function: transmembrane transporter activity. Gene Ontology annotation, cellular component: membrane. Bases 388 to 2064 code for a protein of 558 amino acids.